AUGUUUUAGAAUGACGGUAAUAGUUAAUCACCGCAUUGUUUUUAAUAGGAUAGACCAAUAUUUAAGAUAAUUAGAAAAAAUGCUAGUUAAUGUCCUGCUAUAAAAAAUCAUACUUCUAUACAUUAUAAGAAUUAGAUAUUCAUAUUUGGAGGAUAUGAUUCUAAAAAGAAUCAUAAUGAUAUCCAUAUAUAUAAAGAUGGUAUUUGGACAAAAUGUAAAGCAAAUGGUAAGAUUCCAGAGAGUAGAAAUGGGCACACAGCAACUUUAGUAGAAAAUAAAAUGUAUGUGAUUGGUGGUUGGUUAGGAAGUGGAACAUAUGCCAGUAAGGAUGUUUACGUAUUAGAUUUGGAUAGUUUGAAUUGGACACUUGUAAAUACAAUGGGAGAAGUAAAAAUGCUUAAUUUAAUUUAAGGUACCUGGUCCAUGUAAUAUGCAUAGUGCUGAUUUAAUUGGUUAAUUGAUAUAUAUAUUCAGAGGAGGAGAUGGCAAAGAUUAUUUAAAUGAUUUACAUAGUUUCAAUACUAAAACUAAUAUGUGGAAACUAAUUUAAACAGUUGAUAAUUAAAGACCUCCACCUAGAGCUAAUCAUUGUUCUUCUGUUUGUUAAAAUAAAUUAUUUAUUUUCGGAGGUUGGGAUGGCUCAAAAAGACUUAAUGAUUUAUUUUGUUAUGAUGUGACUACCAAUAAAUGGAUUGAAUUAAAACCUCUCUAAUCUCCAAGUGCUAGAGCUGGAAUGUGCAUGACUACUAUUAAUAAUAAGAUCUACUUAUUUGGUGGCAGUGGACCAUAAACUACUUGUUUUGGAGAUUUGUAAUGUUAUGAUCCUAUUAAAAAUGCAUGGACUAUUAUAGAUCUAUAAGAUGAAGAAUCAUUUGAUAAAGCUAGAGCUGGACAUAGUAUGACUUCUAUUGGUAAUCUUAUAUAUAUUUUUGGUGGAUCUUGUGGAUCUCAUUAUUUUAAAGACUUUUUCAUUAUUGAAACAGAUCCUCCCCCAUAAAUUUCUGUCCUUUACUUCAAUAAUAUAUCUAUUAAUCAAUAUUUUAAAGGCUUUUUCAAUUAAUAGAAAUAUAGUGAUAUUAUAUUCCUUGUAGAAGAUAAGUAAUUUUAUGCACAUAAAAUUAUUUUAUCUCGCUAUGAAAUGUUUAAUAAAAUGUUUGAAUGGGAAUAUAAAAAUCUAUAAUAAAAAGUUUAAAUUAAUGAUUGUCCAGCAUAAAUUUUUGAAUAAUUUUUAUAUUUCAUUUACACAGGAGAAUUAUAAUAUGAUCAAUUUCAACAAUCGGUUGAAUUUUAUAGAUAACUAUUGUAAAUGGCCGAUUAUUAUUUAAUUUCAGAUAUGAAAACAUUUUGUGAAAAAUAACUGUCCUUAUUAGUUGAUAACUUUACCCUGCCUAAAAUAAAGCUUUAUGCUGAGUAAAUGAAUGCCAUUUAACUCCUAAAAUUUUGUGAAUGGUAUGAAAACCAUAAUAACUGA
Messenger RNA from Paramecium sonneborni, 1471 nucleotides. Lineage: Eukaryota; Ciliophora; Oligohymenophorea; Peniculida; Parameciidae. The record is from the annotation of a GenBank genome assembly.